GACGAAGACGACGACGACGACGAAGAGGAAGAGGAGGAAGAGGAUGAAGAGGAGGAGGUGGUGGAGGAGGAGAGAAUAUCAUACGGGAAGGAAUUGUCGCAUCGCGUGAACGACAUGAGAUCGGUGAUAGACACGUUGAAACGGAUCGCUGAUCUGAAUAAAUCGGAGGUGUCGGAGUGCAAGAACAAAUUGUUGUCGUGCGAGGCGAAAAUGGCCGAGUUGGAAGAGGAGAACGAGAAACUGACGAGGAUGGUCGAGAUAGACUCGAGGAAAUACAACGAGCGGAUCAACGAGCUGACCGAGGAGCUGUUGGUCAAGGAGGAGGACGAUAAUCGCAGUUUGAACAAGUUGGAGAAUUGUUUGAAGAAGUGCGCCUAUCUGGAGAAUCAAUUGGCCGUGCUCCAUCUGGUUCACGAGCGGACGGUGAAAUAUUUCUCGAGGCACGAAGCGGAACACGGGAUGGACGAGUUGGAGAAAGAUAUGGAGGGGAAGAAGAAUUCGAAGGAGGAGGGGGAUGGGGCGCACCACGAUCUGUUCAGGUUGCAACGAUUGCGCGAGAAGAUCGACGAGUUCGAAAUCGUUUUGGAAAAGUGUAAAGAGGAGAGGAACAAUUAUCGCGUGCAGUUGCAGGAACAAUUGGAGACGCAGUCGAUGCUCGAGAUGAAAUUGAAGUGGUUGUCGACGGAAAUUCGAAGCAGGGACGACAAGCUGAUCUCUCUUAAGAUGGAGAUCGACGGUAUGGCGGUGGUGAACGACUCGAACGACGAGAAGGUGAAAAUUUUCCGAUUUCACGGGAUACGCGGGUGA
Molecule: messenger RNA, 807 nt
Organism: Apis dorsata (giant honeybee)
Lineage: Eukaryota; Metazoa; Arthropoda; Insecta; Hymenoptera; Apidae
Product: GRIP and coiled-coil domain-containing protein C27D7.02c-like
Exons: 2
Coding region: 115-807 (230 amino acids)
Source: RefSeq, a predicted model, not a curated record